This is a messenger RNA of Lachancea meyersii CBS 8951, 1719 nucleotides long. The record is from the annotation of a GenBank genome assembly. NCBI's taxonomy places the organism in Eukaryota, Fungi, Ascomycota, Saccharomycetes, Saccharomycetales, Saccharomycetaceae.
AUGCCCAAGAUCAGAAUAAAGAAGCCGAGAGCUUCAGAAACUCCAGUCGAGAAGCCCCUGCCAAAAAAACCCAAAUCCAAAGCUAAAAGCAGUAAUGAGACUGGUAAAGCGAGUGGCCCGCUGAGGGUCAAACUAACCAAAAAAGACUCGAAACUAGAGACUGAAAGGGCAUCUCCGUUGCCCAUGAAACUUAAAAUUAAUCUGAAUAGCAAGGAAGAAUCGAGCGUUGCCGGUUCUGUCACCCCCAAAGCUCCCAGGUUUAGAAUAAAGCCCGUUAGAGUUCCUGGCGAAGGCUACGACUCGGAAGCUUCUGACAUAGAAGACGAUCCUUUAAUCGAAGACGGCAUUGUGCUGCGAGUUCUGCCCGAUGUCCAAACUGAGUUCGUGAAAAACUGCAUUGAAAGCGGAGAUUUCUCCGAAAUGAGUCUGAAAUGGAAAGGCGAAAGACACGCAGUAGUGAGAAUCAACGGCCAUCAAUACGGAGCGAUUCUGGUCAAUUUGCCCACGAUCAUCGAAGUCAAUAAAAGUGUUGAUCGCAAAAAUCUCAUCAAGGCCUUCGACGUCUCGCAAAUGUUGCUGUGCGUCAAGCCAAUCGAUCACGACGAAGAGGUUUUUUCGGUCUUGGCAUCAGAUGUGGAGGAUCUUGUUAUGAAGCACUAUGAAGAUUACAAAACGGAAAUCAAAGAAUGCAAAAAAAUCUCUAUUCGCGGCUUCAACGGCGGUCCCUUAACAGACACGGAGGCUAAUCACCUCGAGCGAAUCGUCAAGAAAGGUUAUGAUUACAAACACGGGCUGACACCACCUCUCUACAAUGUCCGGAACCGUAGAUUCCGUCGCAGGCUCGCGAUACAAGAAAUAGAUUACGUGGAAAAAACCGUGGAGCACCUUCUGCGACAAGACGCUGAGGCUGAAGAGUUCACAUAUGAUUUAGUCGACGAGGAUACACUGCAGCAGAGGUCGAGCACCAAUAAAGAACAGACGCAACCCUCAAUGGACGACGGGUUCGAUUUGUUUGGAGAAGAUGAUCACGAGGACUUGGAAAUGGAACUAGAGCAAGCAUUACAAGAGGAUCGUCCAGGUCUUGAACAGAUCACUGCUGAUGUACGUCAACAGGCCGUGGAAGAGACCGGUGAUGAUGUCGAGCAGGACAAUGGCGAAGACGAUGAAGAAGACGAGGAAGAAGAAGAAGACGAAGAGGACGAAGAAGACGCUGAAGAUGAUGCUGAGGAAGAAGAUGCACCGGGGCAGGACGUAGUGAGAAACGUUGGCAAACCGGCUGUGGACGAAGAACAACAGCAUAGUGAGCUGCUGAGAGACGAACUCGAGGAGCUUGAGAUCACGUUAGAGCAGAAUAGACAAAAGCUAGAGAAAGCAACAAAUCCACUUUUGAAGUCCAGAUUCAUUGAAAGUAUCAAAAAAAUGGAGAAAGAGGCCGAGCUGAAGAGGAAACAGCUUAAACUUAGCAAUGAGUCGAGUUCAAGCCGUUCUCAAAGUGCCGCAUCUCAUCAAAUCGAGGGCGAAGACGACGAAGAAGACGACGAAGAAGAGGACGCGGAUGCGGAUGCGGACGACGACGACGAUGAUGACGAUGAUGACGAUGCUACGAACGUGACGAAUACGACGACAAAUAAUAAUGCCGAUGAUCAAAAGCCUGCUGAGGAACUCGAUCAGGAUGACAUGGACAUGAUGAUGCUAUUUGGCGGCGAAGGCGAUGAGUGA